This is a messenger RNA of Amoebophrya sp. A25, 5575 nucleotides long. The record is from the annotation of a GenBank genome assembly. Lineage: Eukaryota; Dinophyceae; Syndiniales; Amoebophryaceae.
AGCAUCAUAAAAAACGAAAAAUCAAAACUGACCAAAGAAAGCUUACAUCAUAACGGGUUUGGUAGGCCUUUGAUUAAUAGAGAAGGUUGCAGAAGUUAGACUUAGAGAUAGAGAGACUGAUACAACAAAAAAAGAUGUUAGAGAACAACCACUUAAGAUAAGAUUUUCACUCUUCCAUUUUCAUCAUUCAAGAUACCGGAGGAGAUAUUGCUAUUUCUAUUUUAGGUAGUAUCAAAACAUAAGAAGUAGAUACGAUCCGAUAACUAUCUAAAAGUACAACUUUUCGUAAAAGUGGUGCAAAAAAAGACAUAUAAGAGGAUGAAGUUUUUCGGAUUCUCGUCGAAUAAAGCAGCAGCCGGUGGGGCAGGACAGACGAGUUUUUCGAGAGGAGGGAGCUCCUCAACAAUGUCAAGUCAUGCUGGUGGGGCAGGACAGGGUGGAAUGCUCCUAUCGUCUUCCCCGGGAGGAAGUCCGGCGUCCUCAAAAGAGCGAGAAAGUGUGAAGAGCACCGCCAACUCGCAAAAAAGUGAGGAACUCAUGCCCUACAACAAGCCCAUUCACGACCACAAUGCCCAUCUCUACUCGUAUUUAUGACCACAACACUUUAUCUUCACUAGCUCCUACAUUCAGACUGACCUCUUCAAACGAAGGAGCUAGUCACUUCGGGUUACGUUGAUCCCUUUGUUCAUAUGAUAUAGAGAGACAGGUUUUCUUGAUCACAAGAAUACGUCGAUUAUGCACGUCUUGGUCUCCGUAACUAGCUCCUUGAUUCAGACUGAUUUAUCAGAAGUGCUAUACGUUGACCCCUUUGUUCACUCCUGAUCAUAUCCCAUCCUCCUUCAUAAGGGAACGAUGACGGUGCAGGGCGUAGGUCGGUCGAGAUCAAUGCGGUGCGACCGGAGAGUGCUCAGAUGUUAUGGUCGUCGAACAACAAAUUCUAAGUAUGAUUUAAUUACAACAACAACAUGAUCAUAAACAUAAUUUGUUAAUACAUCACAACAAAUGAUCUAGACCCACCUUUAAUUUCCAUUGUUACCGAUAUUUAGAGAGGAUAUCGAUAACGGAUUACAUUACUCAAAUUCAAGAACAGGCAACAGUUGUUAUGAUCGGACAAAUUACAAAAGGCUUCAACGAAAAACCUGCUUCGUUCGCAACAUUUUCGAACGGUUCGAAACUGGAAGUCUCAAACUUUUCGCAGCUGUUGCCUGUUAGCAGCUGUUGCCUGUUCUCAAAUUUGAGUGGUGUUAUCUGUAUCCUCUCUAAAUAUCGGUAAGCUACUGAGCCCAGGGACUGGUGCUCCAUCGGCGGCGGCGAUCGUCGCAGCGCAAGGCCGUCGGAAUAGUCAGGACGCUUUUGCGGUAUACUUUUCAAAACUGCACACGGUUUUAUCGUCUUACUGUUUGAAUUUGUUAUAAUUCCCCUCGUUUCAUCUCCUCCUGCAACUACUACUACCUACACUUCUACUCCUGAAGCUACUAUAUGAUGAACAUCAAGUAGAGCAUUGAUUUCUCUUUUAUUAGCGAAAAGAAGGAUGCUAACCCUAACUAAGUAAUUAAAGUGUCUUCCAUACCCCAAGAUUGGGUACACUACUACUACUUCAUUCCAAUUCCUUGACUUACGCACCCAGACCAAAGAUCAAACGAUUUUGGUUUUCGAUUGGGAUGACACGUUGUUUCCGACGACCUGGGUGCGUCACUACAUGGGUCUCCACUGGAAAUACCCGCUGCAAGAACAGCCAAUUAACGCCAUCCAAAAACGAAAAAUCAAGUUAGCGUUGGACGAGCUCGCGAAUGAGGUGGAGCAAUUCCUUCUCGCGGCUUUGCAACGUGGACGAGUUGUGAUUGUACUUAUCAUUUUUAAUUAAGCUUAAGCUCCCUGAUCAUCUUCUUGAUGAAGAAGAUGUUUCCUCCUUUGAUCAUGUUGUCAACAGUUGUACCCGAGUUAUCUCCAGCUCCACCGUGAUGAAAAUGAAGGUUAUGUUACAGUGUUUUCCAUUUCUGCUUCUGUUUUAUGUCUUCGUCAUCGAUAUGGUUGUAACGAACUCCUAAGUGUCACCACGUAGAUGCGCUUGGUCAGGGAAAUCCUAGGCAAUCCACCGAAUGGAUUCCCAUCAUCAUCAUCAUCGUCAUCAUCAUCAUCAUCGUCACACGCUUGUUGUACAAAAAGGGAAAGCGAUACAUUGCACAAAAUCGCAUAUAUAUAACACAGGUUACACUGGCUCGAGUACCAUGGGUGAAAUUGAGCUGUGACAACUUCUUUCCGCGUAUUGGCCAAUUGAUCAAGGAUCACGACAUAAACAUCGUCUAUGCUCAGGAAGGUAUCUAUUUUUUGUUUCUUUAACCAAUGGGCUACUGUUUGUUACUGAUUUAGGUAUUUGCUUCCUACAUACCAUGAUAAGCAACAUUCAUAAGGAUUUAUUUGAUAUUAUUUGUUCUUUUUUUCAAUGCUGCAAUGGCCGCUUUUCUCUCUCAUAGAUGCAAUCUUGCAUCUUGGCUUGUCAUUCAACGGGUACUACUGAACGAGCACGGGACAACUAGGAGAUAUUCGUCUUUCAUAUAACCCAUAUUAAUAUUUCUUGUACUUGGCUUCAUCUCCAUCUCCUGUAUUUGAUGCGUACUCUGGUGUUGUUCUUCCACAUGCAUCUGAUCUCAGAUGAAGAUCGAUACGGCUUCUGAAAUAUCGACCCAAGAAGGCCAAGAACAAUUUUUUUUUUUUGUUACGUUUACCUUUAGGUUUACGUUCACCUUUGUUAGUCCUAUCAUUGUCUACCAAGUAUCCUUACCUAAACCAAUACCUUUAGCCCGCAGCUCCUCAGACCGAGAACAGGAUCCUCCAGUGAAUGACCCAGCAGCACAGGAAGCGUUUUGGACGGGGAAGAAACAGCUGGCUAUCCGGAGAGAAGUGGAACACUUCUAUUCUCAAUACCCUGGACAAUUAAGGCAAAGGCUCGCAGUAUUUCUACCAGAUGUUGAUGUUGAUACAACUCUUCAUCAAGGAUACAACUACUAAAAGAUGAUGAUAGAGAAUGUAGGACAGCCCUAAGACAAUCGUGGAAAAACGUGAUUAGCAUUGGCGAUAGCGACUUCGAACGCAAGGCGACUCAUGCAACCAUGCAAGGCUACUCAAAAGAUCACGAUCUGCGAGUCAGUACUUCUUCUUGCUUUUCGAAUGGAGUUUAAGAUUACUCUUACUUUUACUUACACGACUUACAUCAAAAGAUUCCAUUUCCAUAACAUGGAUUCACAUUCAUUCAUUCAAAUCAUAUUAGGUGACUGGUCACUUAAGGUUAAGAUCUAUUUUUAUGGCUUUUCAAUGGCCUCGAACGCUCUCCCCCUCAUAGGUGAGCCACUACCUAACCUAACCUAACCUAACCUAAGUGGAAGUAGUAGUGGGUUAAGACCUGGCGUUAUUUGAAAAUGGCUCAGAUGAACCCAUAAUUGAUGUUGACGAUGCAUUGAGUUCCCAACGUGAUGAAUGGCCUGCUCUCUGCAACCACCUUCCAGGUCUGUCGCGUGGCGAAGAGGAUGUAAUGUGCCUCAGCGGUUAUGUCGGCAACCAUUACCGACGGCUGCGUACCAAGACCGUGAAAAUGUACGACAGUCCCAGAAUUAAGGACUUGGAACUUGAAAUUCAGCUGCUGAAGAAGUGGCUCAACGCUCUGGUGGCUUUGGAUAGCGGUCUUGACGUGGAUCUAGAGGAUGACGAACGGCUGGCAGAAACGCAUCGACUACUUACAGGAGAGAUCCUCUAACAGAAACAGUAAAAAUUUUACGGCUGAUCGUGAUGAGGAAACACACUCGCUCCUCAAAAAGUGACCUCUUGCCAGGCACAUGAAUCAAUCAAUUAUAGUCAAUGACAACGUACUUAAUCAACUGAUGUUCUUUUUCACAGAUAGCAGAACUUCCACCCUUUCCAAUUCCCCUUGUUGUUCAUCUCAGAGAAUCUCGUACUUAAUUUCUAUUGUGUUCGAUUGGAGAUUUAUUGAAGCAACAGUGCGAAGAUAAAGAUGAAUCAUUAUGAGCGCUAAUCUAAGUAAGGGGGGAUACGAAGCCGAGGCAGCUCGUGCUUAGAAUGGGUCGACGACGUGGAAGUGGGGCUGUACUACGGCAGAAAGCAGAAUAAAGCGCACCAAGCGCAAGCUAGCACAAUUGUUAAUCAAAGAAAUGUAAAAUAUAAUCACCGCAUUGCGAGGAUUGCCAUUGCUUCUAUUGAUUUUGGCUGACUGUAGCGAAAAAAAAUACCAACGAUCCUAAUCAUGUUCAUCCACUUGUUGAUUGAUCUUUGCUUAGCAGCAUCAUAGUACUUGAAUCUAAAAGUGAAGCGAUAUUAAAUGAAAUGAAAAAUCUCGGGAAGAUGAAAUCCCGGACAUAUUACUUAUAUAUUUAUACACCGACUUGAACGUUGAACAUGAACAUCGACAUCUUCAAGCUCAAUAUGCUCAUAUUAGAAAAGAUUGGUCACAAUUUUGCUACUUCUCAUAUCUGGUUGUAUAGGCUUAUCUAGGCGCUUUUUUUGUUAACUACAAUCAGUCUGCCUAUUGAUCACAUUCAACAUAUUUUAAUGUCAUUAUUUUUUGAUAAAUAGAACAUUGAAGUAGAUGGCAUUAGUUUUAGUCAUUGCUGCACAGAUUUGAUAUUGACCUUGUUGAUGGGAGAGGUGUUGAUGUAAUAUGUUGAGUCUUUUUGAUAGAGUGUGAAAGAGAUGCAAGUCAUGCGGGUAGGGUUUAACUUGUGAGUUCAUGAUUUUUUGUUACCUUGUCGAAGGUGUAGUGGCCAUUGCUCUGGUUUAUUGAAGCUAAGAAGUGUAUACAAUUACAAACAAGUUGUCCUAUUACAGAUGCGGAUUGGUAGGCGGUGAUGCUCGUGACUUGGUCCUACUAUCCUCAGUAGUUCUUUGUAGUGGGUUUACUCCCUCGAAUGGCUAAGCUCCUCCUACUACUACUAGUUGCCAGCCCUUUACAUCCUAGAAAACUCCCUAUGCGUAAAUGCGAGCUGGGUCUGCAAUACGGGAUCUACGAAAAUAAGUAAAUCUAAAUGAAAUUUAUCUGACCCACACCAGUCUAUAUCACUUUCACAGAAUCACCACCAUAUUGAUCAUUAGUGGAAGUUCCCGCUCUGCGCGAACGCGUGCACUCGUUGUCGCUGGGCAUUUUUUGUAGAUUCUUUGAAAAUGUUAGUUAGGGAGCAGGAGCACCAUAGUACCAUACUUGUCAGGGAUCGGCUCAUCAGUGUAUCGUCACCCCGAAUUGGGUACUACCUCGUCUAGUCCGAUGCACAUAAAUGUUGGAACGAUUUUUAGUCAGAAAUCGAAAUUCUAGAACAUUCUGUCUUUACCAAUUCAUGUGAGCAGCAGGAAAAUGGACAGCUUGUAUAGACACCGGGAAUCAACAUCCCGCCAAGAAAAUGUUGCUGUACUAUCGAUUAUAGCUGCGUUGUUGAACAAGUUGAACAGUGUGAUUCAUAAACACAUUAAAGUGUCGCUAGAGCAGACGAUGUGAAACUGUAGCAGGUCCUGAUUCGUGCACUCUAGCGAUCGCAGAUCUGGGACAUUGCCGGCUCCUAGACCUGUAGUGCCU